CCGCGCUGCCAGUCCUCCCUCGGCGCGCGGGCUGAUAUGAGGUGGAGGAGCGAACGCCCUCACUCCACGCACUCGCGCCCACACUCAUCACCCUUCCUCACCCUCAUGCGCGCAGGGUGCCGGGCGAGACCAGGGGCCCUGCUGUUCAGAGAAGAGGGGGAAGGAGAUCCUGUGCCAGAGAAGCUGGUGACUGUUGGUUUAAGCGUGCUUUGGAUUAGCAAUCAGAUUGGGAAUCAUGAUUACCGCGAUUGAUGCCUGGGCGCUAAUGUGUUGGCGUGACCGGAACGCUGUUACUAAGGGAGUGCCAGUGUGAGACGGGGUCGACGUGACACCCAGGGGCAAGCAACAAGUGCCGCGGAGUGCGUUCGUCUUUCUCGGCUCCUGACGGGAUUUAGUGUGUGAAGUGUGACAUGCGGAGAGUCGGCUGUGCGGAGGCCUGGAGAGGGGACGCUUGAGAGGGCGACGCCGCCUACAGACACCGCAUACCACACUCGAGCGCUUCCGAGAAAGCACCGACCUUCUUCUUUCGUUAUAAAUAUCCUGACGUAGAAUCCACAGGACAUGUAGAUCGACAACAAUAAGCGUCGAGUCGUUCCUGGACCAAAGCCACAGCGUCAAGGGCUCGCUCCCUCCCAGCCGGAGUCCUUCAGCCUUCGCCAAGAGCUGCACGUCUGUACACCAGCCGUCCAAACAGCGGCGUGAACUCUCGCCUACAUGACAGCUGCCCACACGCCCACCUCGCUCUCCCCCCGCGAUUUCGGAAUUAAUGUUAGGCCGUUCCUCGUCUGCCCCCUUGUGUAGAUCCGCGUCCUGCAAGAACACACCACAGCCGCAGGAGUCGACAGAGGAGACGCCGGGUGACCGCGAGAGGAGCAGCAGCGCAGGAUGCCUUCUGUGCGCGUCGGAGGAAGUGCCUGAAGUAGGAGGCAGAGGAGGUUCCUCCGCGGAAGGCGAUCAGUGCAGGCGCGAGCGACCUGUCUCCGCGUGGGGCGUCGGCUACAAGAGCGAGGCUGACCUUCCCGACGCCGUCGCCGAGUGCUUCGAGGACGCGCCGCUCCUGGCCAGGCUCCAGACGCGCCUUUACUCGCUUGUGGGGCGCGCCAGCAGGUACCGCUUGCACAAGGGCCUCGCCCCGCCGGCCAUGUCCCUCGACGCCCUCCGCAGGAAGGUGAAGGAGGCCAAGCACCGCCUCCUGCACCACCCCCCGUCCCCCUCCCCCUCGUCCUCGUCGUCCUCGUCCCCCGCGACGACGAAGGGGGGGUCGACCCCCGACACUUUGAGAUACCCUCCAGACUCGCCCGCGUCGCGCCUCUCGAGCCCCGGCCUCAUCACCCCGUGCGACACCCUGGGCAAGCGGCGGCGUCCCCAGUCCCCCGGGGGAGGAGGCACAGUAGGGGGAGGCUGCUCCUCGCUGCAGCACUACUGGGGGGGCGAGGCGGGGGGAGGCGAGGAGGAGAUCGAGCUCCUGCAGCAGUACCUCAACCUGCAGCAGCUGGCCGUUUCGAGGAAACAUUCGGCGCAGCUGCGACGGAUCCGGGACUCCCUUCUCGCCCGCGUCAGGAGCCGGCCGUCGUCCAUGAUCAAGCCCGCGAGCGGCAAUGACAUGAGCUGCGUCACGCCCGUGGUCCUCACCUCGCCCGCCCACACGCCCGCGAAGGACCGGCAGGCGCUUAGGAACUUCCUGCUGGACAUUGGAUUCGUCCAGUAUUACUCCCUGCUCAACAGACAUGGAUAUGACCUCGCGUCGGCAGCGCACAUGGAUUCCCUCGACCUCGCCAGCGUGGGGAUCACCGAGCCGCUUCACCGAAUGGCUGUCAAAUACGAGCUGGACCUUGUCAAGCAGCCCCCCGCCAUCCCCGACGUCGUCCCGGAGACUUGCCAGGAGUGGCUGACGUCGCUCGGCCUGCAGGAGUACGUCGAGAACUUCCACCAGAACGGCAUCUACUGCCCCCUCGCCGCGCUCGGCCUGUCCAAGCGCGACCUGCAGGUGAUGGGGGUCUACAUGCUCGGCCACAGGAAGAAGAUCCUGUUGGCCAUCGCAGGUCUUAAGGAGGCUUUGCUGAGGAAGGACUGAGGGGAGGAGGAGGA
This is a messenger RNA of Penaeus indicus, 2088 nucleotides long. Its product is annotated as caskin-1-like. Bases 767 to 2074 code for a protein of 435 amino acids. Lineage: Eukaryota; Metazoa; Arthropoda; Malacostraca; Decapoda; Penaeidae. Gene Ontology annotation, molecular function: protein binding. The transcript has 5 exons. The record is from RefSeq and is a predicted model, not a curated record.